Messenger RNA from Chenopodium quinoa (quinoa), 2759 nucleotides. RefSeq lists its product as uncharacterized. Bases 871 to 1776 code for a protein of 301 amino acids. The record is from RefSeq and is a predicted model, not a curated record. Lineage: Eukaryota; Viridiplantae; Streptophyta; Magnoliopsida; Caryophyllales; Amaranthaceae. The transcript is spliced from 4 exons.
UGUAUGAUCACAGUGGGGUUCAAGCUAGGGGUUAAUUCUUGAAAAUAUUCCCUACAAUGGGAAAGAAGAAUGUGGUAUUGCUCCGAUUCAUACCAGCGGGACCGAUGUUUUGAAGCAACAAGAAGGGUAAAGUAUUUAUAUGGGAAGACAAAAAAGUUCCUAAAAAAAGAGGGAAAAAGCUGCCAAUGAACUUUAUGAUGAUUGCAAUCCCAAUGGUGAUGAUGUUCUUUGGAAAAAGAAAAUUACAUUUUUUGAAUUAGAGUAUUGGGAGCAUAAUCCUCUUAGACAUAAUUUAGAUGUUAUUCACAUUGAAAAGAAUGUGUCCGAUAUAAUUUUAGGAACUCUUUUAGAUAUGGAUAAUAAUAGGGAUGAUGAGAGUGGCAGAGAAGCCCUAAAGAAUUUGAAUAUAAAACCUCAUCUAUGGAUCAACCCUCAAGGUUACAUCCCGCCAGCUGCAUACACCAUGUCUAACGACGAGAAAGAACAAUUUUUAAAAGUCUUGAAAAAGAUGAAAGUUCUUGAUGGAUAUGGAUCUAAUUUGCAAAGAUGUGUGAAUCUAAAGCAACGGAAACUUAUUAAUAUGAAAAGUCACGACCAUCAUAUUAUCAUGCAAGAUAUCCUCCCGGUUGCUUUAAGGGCGUCGAAUGCCACAAGAGUUAUUGACUUACUUGAGGAGUUGUCUGAUUUUUUAAAAAGAUAUGUUUAACUGCUAUAGAUACAAGGGAAUUAGAUACCAUUCAAUCAAAGCUCGUGUUGACUUUUUGCAAGUUUGAAAAAUAAUUUUUACCAACAUUUUUUACAAUCAUUGUUCAUCUACUAAUUCAUUUAGUGGAAGAGGUCAGACUAGGCGGACCGGUUCAUUAUAGAUGGAUGUAUCCUGUUGAAAGGUACUUGGCCUUUUUGAAAUCUCAUGUAAGCAAUAAAGCGCAACCGGAAGGAUCUAUAGCGGAAGGUUACCUUUUGUGGGAGACAAUUGCAUUUUGUUCGAGAUAUUUAGAAAGUGUUGAGACUAUGUUCAAAAGACAUAGAAGGAAUGAGGAUGGUGUAUCAAACAUUGACAACUAUUUGUAUAACUCUGGUGGUCGUGUUGUUGGAAAGAAAGAAAAUGUCCGUUUGGAUGAUAAAAGUUUAAAGCAAGCUCAUUGCUAUGUUUUACUUCAUUCUGAUGAACUAACCCCGGUGCUCAAUGAGUUCCUAAAACUAAAGUGGCAAGAGAAUGACGUUGGAGGAAGUCAAGCUGAUGAAUCUAUUGAAAAUCAGUGGAUAAGUGAUGAAUUUGCAGAUUGGUUGCAAAGCCAGGUCCAUAAUUUAGAUGAUAGCAUGAUAGAUGGAAAGUUAAGAAAAGCCUUAGCUGGUGGCUUGCGUAACCGCGGGAAAAGGAUGAAAAGUGUUAUUAUCAAUGGUUACAAAAUUGAUAUUGUGGAUCGUGAGCGAUUUCGAGUAACUCAAAAUUCAGGAAUCAUGGUGGAAGCAGAGGGUCACGAAUAUUAUGGAAAACUCAAAGAAGUUUUGAAAUUACAUUAUUAUGGUUCUUAUAAGGUUGUAUUGUUUCGUUGUGAUUGGGUCGAUAUCCGUAGGGGUAUUAAAACAAAUCCGAAUGGAAGUGUUUGUAUCAAUUUCUCAAAGUUGAUGCACACUGGCCGAUUUUUGCGUGAUGAUCCAUUUGUUUUCUCAUCUCAAGCAAAACAAGUUUUUUAUAUUAAAGAUGAGAUACAAAAAGGGUGGUGUCAUGUUGUAAAAACUAAGCCUAGUGACUUGUUUGAUAUACCUGAAUAAUUUGUUUACAACUUUUAUAAUUUAAUAUAGAUUUGAGUCCAUAAAUUUGGAUGGUUGUGUAUUUUUAUAUUUCAUUUAGUUAUUCUAAUUCAUCAAAGUUUGUAUUUUGUAACUUAAUUUCUGUUUUUGUUAACUGAAUUCUAGAACUGAAAUCAGAAUUGAAAUUCAAAUCUAAAUUCAGUUCUGGAUUUCAGUUUUGAUUUCAGCUCUGAACAUCAGAAAUGAAUUCUAGAACUGAAAUCAGAACUGAAAUUUAAAUCUGAAUUCAGUUUUGAAUUCAACUCUGAACAUCAGAACUAAAUUGCAGCUCUGAACAACAGAAUUUAAAUCAGAGGUAAAAUUUAGAAUGCUUGUGUGUGUGUGUAAGUGUGUGAAAUUCAAAGCUUUUGUGUGUGUAUUUGCAAAAUUCAUGGGCUACAGUGUUGGGUUAUUUUGUAGAUGUGUUUACCUGUUUUUCUUGUGCUUCUUGUUUUUCUUUUUCUUUUUCUUUUUCUUUCAAUAUUUUACUAAAUUCAGGGGUAUCAAAAUUCUUGUGCUUCUUGUUUUUCUUUUUCUUUUGUUAAUAUUUCUUGAUGUGUUUAUCUAUCUUCAUACAUUUUAUUUAUACUUGCUGGUGCUUUAUAUUAAACAUAUGAAUCUGCUGUUUUCUAACUUGGCAUGCAGUUUCUUUGGUUAAGUGAUGUGUGUGUAUUCACAGAUGUAUAGUUUAGAUGUACAUAUAUUUUCUUGUGUUUAUAUCAGUUUUGACAGACUAAUGUAGCUUAUCUUAUGGUUUUAUCAGAUAAAAGAUGACUUAUCGAAUCAAGAGAACAAGGGAAAUACUUGUUGCCACAGCUAAGUCGCAUGAUCCACUGUUAGCAAAGUCACCAACUACAACUACUGCACGUGAGUCAUCUGCUAUUGAAGUUGUUUCACAUCCCACCAAAAAACAAGCUAUUAUUAAGUCACCACAGACUGAGGUACUUAAAGAUGACAAAUAGGGA